Rhagoletis zephyria (snowberry fruit fly) is the source of this 372-nucleotide messenger RNA. The record is from RefSeq and is a predicted model, not a curated record. NCBI's taxonomy places the organism in Eukaryota, Metazoa, Arthropoda, Insecta, Diptera, Tephritidae.
AUGGAGCUGAAGAGCGGUGGCCGCAUCACCCGCUUCCUCUCCGGCGAGGAGCUGGCCAAGGUGGCGAUGAUGCAAUUGCAGCAGCAGCAGCAGAAGAGCCAGUCAACGAAAGAAACUGAGGCGACCACGAUCACCUCCACCACCACCACGCCCUUGCCCGAGUCCACCUUCAACCUGACGCUGAAGAGGGAGGAGCAGGAGGCAAAGGACAGUCUGGUGCUGCCCUACACCAGGAAAAGCCAGCCAAACACGGGAGGAACCGCUGCAAACACUGGUGCUGGAGGUGGUGGUUGUGGCGGUCAGAUAGUGUACCACUACGAUCAGUUUGAUGACUUUGACGAGGACGACCCCGAUGAUGAUCUGGACUUUUAA